This is a messenger RNA of Moneuplotes crassus, 1334 nucleotides long. The record is from the annotation of a GenBank genome assembly. NCBI's taxonomy places the organism in Eukaryota, Ciliophora, Spirotrichea, Euplotida, Euplotidae.
UCAAAAGAAGACCCUUUCAUUUCUCCGUGAAACUGAUCUGGAACAAUGGGAUAUAUUCAUUAUGAUUGAAUAAAAGCUUGGAUGGACAGUAAGAAGACUAUUACUGACAGAGGAAAUUACGUAAGAAUAACAUGGAAAGAUAUAAAAUGAGAAUUAUGAAAGAGUCCAGUAAGCUGAAUGGAAAAUCAAGGCAACAAUACUCCCCUUUCAACAGAGUUCGAAAUAUUUAAUUUCCCUCGUCCUAAGAGUAACCAUUGGGUGAUGUUUGAAGCUCAGGACACAGAACAUUUUGCAGAUGAACAAGAGAAAUCAUACCACAUCUUUGAUUUUAGACAUAAAAAGAACCUGAUAGUAGGUAGAGGAUAUAAAGCAGACGCCAGGAUAAACGAUAUCAGUAUCUCAAGAAUCCACGCCUUCUUAAGAGUAAGAGAUAAAGAGAUAUGGCUUGAAGACGCUGACUCUAAAUUUGAUGCUCCUUAUAAUAUCAAACCUGGGACAGAAGCUACAUCUUUUCAGGUUGGAAGGACAUUAUUUCAAAUCAAAGCAGUCAGAUUAACAUGUUUUGAUAAGUUGCUGAGGCACUGUACCAACCAAGAUAAUAUUAUUAAAGGCAAAAAUUUUAAGAAAUUUAAACACGAAUUUCCAACUCAGCUCCAGCAAAGUUGUUCAAACAAGAAACUUCGGUUUAAAAAAGUUUGUAAUCAACCUUUGGAUCCUGUGGAUAGAGAAUUUAACUCCAUCGAUAGUUACAGCGAGAGCUUUGCAUUUGCUCAAAAUCCAAGAGCUGUAGAGGAUAGUCUGGAGACUUACUCAAACAAUUUGGAUCAUCCGAUCCCACAUAUGAGAAGCUCUAUUAUCGAAAGCUCGCACUAUAACACAUCAAAUAAGGAAGAAAGCAAAAACUGGGAGCAUUCGAACUCUCAUGUUGAGUUUGUGAAAAGUGAAAACAGAUGGGGUUCAAUUAAACCUAAAUAAUUUGCAAUCAUUCACAGUAAAGCGGGAGAAGAAAAAGAACAUGCCUCUUAAAACGGUAGUUGUUGAUAAAUCUCGGACUGAGAAUAACAGAUCUGCUCUGUCAAGCCACCAAAAAUUACCAAAUUUUUCAAUUGAGAAAAAUAAAAGUAAUAUACCCAAAUUCUCUUUUCUCAAAGUGACUCACAAAGAAGAAAAUAAAAGCCAUGAUGACCAAGAAGAUAUCCUUAACAGCAAUUUUGUAGAUGAACUAUUGAAAGACCCUAUCAUCGGAUUUGAAUACCCAGAGUCUGAAUCUCGCUUUGUAAUGAAACCUCUAAAUAACCUAAUGCCGCCAUCACAAAAUUUAAAUUAGACUAAUU